Hibiscus syriacus is the source of this 2205-nucleotide messenger RNA. Its product is annotated as carotenoid cleavage dioxygenase 7, chloroplastic-like. Gene Ontology annotation, biological process: carotene catabolic process. The transcript is spliced from 9 exons. Gene Ontology annotation, cellular component: chloroplast stroma. The record is from RefSeq and is a predicted model, not a curated record. NCBI's taxonomy places the organism in Eukaryota, Viridiplantae, Streptophyta, Magnoliopsida, Malvales, Malvaceae. Gene Ontology annotation, molecular function: 9-cis-epoxycarotenoid dioxygenase activity.
AUGCAAGCAAAAUCAUUCCAUAUCAUUCCAGCAGGGUUCCAAUCGCCACCGAAACUGCUUCCAUCAGGGUUCCAAUUGCCACUGAAACUGCCUCACCUGCAUCAACCAUCCUUACCAAAGAAACUGCCACGGGCCAUAUCUAUCUCUAACCCUGUUGUUAAUCAUGUUUCUGGCCCUUCAACAAUACCAGACCAGGAUGAGUCCAUGGCUGCGUUUUGGGACUAUCAGUUUUUAUUCAUCUCACAACGCACCGAGACACCCCACCCCGUAACGCUCCAAGUCGUACAAGGUGCAAUCCCCUCGGACUUCCCUUCCGGUACAUACUACCUAACCGGUCCAGGGUUGUUCACUGAUGAUCACGGCUCCACCGUGCACCCUCUAGACGGUCAUGGUUAUCUUCGAGCGUUUAGAAUCGAUGGUGUUGCUAAACAAGUUAAAUUCAUGGCUAAGUACAUAAAGACCGAAGCACUAGUAGAGGAGCAUGAUCCCCUGACCAACACAUGGCGGUUUACGCAUCGGGGUCCAUUUUCGGUCUUGAAAGGGGGCAAAAGAUUCGGUAAUGUUAAGGUGAUGAAAAAUGUAGCUAACACCAGUGUGUUGAGGUGGGGUGGAAGAUUACUGUGCUUAUGGGAAGGUGGAGACCCUUACGAGAUUGAAUCCGAGACGUUGGAUACCGUCGGCGGUUUUAAUGCGAUCAAUGGUAGCAACGAAAUUAUGCCGUCUCUCGAGAAGAAGGGUACCGGUAAUUUAUUGGAUGUAGCUGCCCGUCUGUUGAAGCCGGUGCUGCACGGUGUGUUCAAGAUGCCUCCUAAGAGAUUGUUGUCUCAUUAUAAACUUGAUACUCAAAGGAAUAGGCUUCUUGCAAUAUCAUGCAAUGCAGAGGACAUGUUACUGCCUCGCAGCAACUUUACAUUUUAUGAGUUCGAUUCGGAUUUCGAGUUGUUGCAGGAACAAGAAUUUAGCAUCCCUGAUCAUUUGAUGAUCCAUGAUUGGGCCUUUACUGAUACUCAUUACAUACUUUUUGGAAACCGCAUCAAGCUUGAUGUUAUUGGGUCAAUGGCAGCAGUAUCUGGGUUAUCACCAAUGAUAUCGGCAUUGUCAGUUAACCCAAGCAAGUCCACAUCUCCCAUUUACUUGCUUCCUCGCUUUCACGCUGAUAAAUCUGCCAGGCAGCGAGAUUGGAGAGUGCCGCUAGAAGCUCCCUCUCAGAAGUGGCUGCUACAUGUUGGCAAUGCUUUUGAGGUCAAGGAUGUUGAUGGUAACUCAGAGAUCCAAAUCCAAGCUUGUGCGUGUUCUUACCAAUGGUUCAAUUUCCAAAAAUUAUUUGGAUAUAAUUGGCAAAGUGGUCAACUUGAUCCCUCAAUUAUGAAUGUAAAACAAGGUGAUGAGCUACCGCACCUUGUUCAGAUAUCAAUAAACUUGGACUCUAAUGGCAACUGCCAAGAAUGUUUAAUGCAAAAGUUGAAUGAAUGGAACAAGCCAUCGGAUUUUCCAGUUAUCAACCCAGAGCUUUCAGGCAAAAGGAAUGAAUGCAUUUAUGCAUCAACUUCAUCAGGGUCAAGGAAAGCAUUGCCUCAUUUUCCGUUUGAUAUGAUAGUGAAGAUAAAUUUGUCGACCAAAACAGCUAGUACAUGGUCCGCAGGGGCUCGUAGAUUCAUCGGUGAGCCUAUUUUUGUCCCCAAAGGAACUGAAGAAGAAGAAGAUGGGUACAUUCUGGUGGUCGAGUAUGCAGUUUCAAUACAGAGAUGUUAUCUUGUCAUGUUGGACCCUAAGAGGAUAGGAGAAACUGAUGCGGUUGUAGCAAGACUUGAAGUCCCCAAGCACUUGAACUUCCCUCUCGGCUUUCAUGGAUUCUGGGACAAUACUAAUUAAUCUGUUUUUCAGAUCUCAAUGGCACCAGAAGAUCAGGAAAAACAACUUUCACUUGUCUAUUCGGAACAUUUGCUUACCGAUGGAAGCUUUUUAGACUUUGCAAUGCACCCACCACGUUCUAGAGAUAUAUUCUUAGCAUCUUUUCAGAUUAUGUUGAGAAAGGUAUUGAAGUCUUCAUGGAUGAUUUCACCGCAUAUGAUCCGACCCGCCGAUUCAAGAAGAAAUUACCAAAGAAAAUCUAAUGUUGGUGCAAAAUAUGACUCCUUGGUUCACGAAUAUGGUCAAUUAUUUGACCACAGUUUAUCUGACGAUGUAUCGUCGAAGAUGGGAUAA